Messenger RNA from Annulohypoxylon maeteangense, 1536 nucleotides. RefSeq names its product amidase signature enzyme. Gene Ontology annotation, molecular function: glutaminyl-tRNA synthase (glutamine-hydrolyzing) activity. Gene Ontology annotation, cellular component: mitochondrion; glutamyl-tRNA(Gln) amidotransferase complex. NCBI's taxonomy places the organism in Eukaryota, Fungi, Ascomycota, Sordariomycetes, Xylariales, Hypoxylaceae. The coding region runs from base 1 to 1536 and encodes 511 amino acids. The record is from RefSeq and is a predicted model, not a curated record. The transcript has a single exon. Gene Ontology annotation, biological process: glutaminyl-tRNAGln biosynthesis via transamidation; mitochondrial translation.
AUGUCUACAUAUGUCAGGCAUUCUCAAUUUAGAGCCGCCCAUAGGGUGAUCUCCAUCCAAUGGAGAGCCUGUAUUGCACAGCGCCGCUCUCUUCACCAAGUAACUACAGAGUCAACUUCCCCGCCUGGGGAAAAUAAUCGCCUAGCUGUCAAAGACAAUAUUUCUGCCACAGGUUUCCCUACAACAUGCGCCUCCAGUAUUCUCUCUGGGAACAAUAUUCCUUUCGAUGCUACCAUCGUUAGGCAAUUAAGAGAGGGGGGCGCCAGCGUGACGGGAAAGUGCGGUAUGGAUGAGUUUGGUAUGGGUACACAUUCCACGACAUCUGCAUUUGAGACCAUACAUAACGUAUGCGGCCUGGAGAAAUAUUCAGCGGGAGGAAGUUCAGGAGGCAGUGCUGUCGCAGUGAGGAGAGGGGAAGCAGAGCUAGCACUUGGAACCGAUACAGGAGGCUCCGUCCGUAUGCCCGCUGCAUAUACCGGCACCGUCGGGUUUAAGCCAUCAUAUGGCAUGCUAUCUCGCUGGGGCGUGGUCCCUUACGCAAACUCGCUGGAUACGGUAGGGCUACUCGCCAAAACCGUAGGACCUAUAGGCGCAGCAAUCGUAGGACAACGGUUACACAUGAAACAUGAUCACAACGAUCCAACGUCUCUCCCGCUCACGGCACGGGAAAGAUGUACAACCGAGCGACGAGGCUACGGGUCCUGGAAUCCAAUUCAAGAGGGGGCCAUAAAGGGGUUGACCUUUGGCAUCCCGGUAGAGUACAACGUCGACGAACUCGACUCGCGCAUCCGUCGGGGAUGGUUAACGGCAGCUCAUAAGAUUGAGGAGUUAGGGGGACGGGUGAUUCCAGUGUCACUCCCAUCAACGAAAAACGCCCUUUCCGCAUAUUACGUAAUAGCACCCGCCGAGGCCGCUUCCAAUCUUUCAAAAUAUGACGGUAUUCGGUAUGGGCAACGAAACGAGGAACAGGCCAGUGAUUCUUUCGAAGGAAUUCUAUACGCGAAGACAAGAGAUACCGGGUUUGGAAGUGAAGUUAAACGCCGCAUUUUGCUAGGUUCAUAUACUCUCAGUUCUGAAGCUAUAGACAACUACUUCAUACAGGCCCAAAAGGUUCGCCGACUCGUCAGGAGAGAUUUCGACCGGGUCUUUAAGCUAUCGAAUCCACUAGAAGAUCAGCAACCUUUUGAUCUAAGCGAAAUGGAAGAUACGGUACAACUAGAGAACAAGUUUGGACCUGCACAAGUCGACUUUCUCCUGUGCCCUACCGCGCCCACGACCCCACCCUUACUUGAGGAUGUUAUGAAACAGACCCCUCUGGAUUCUUACAUGAAUGAUGUUUUUACCGUACCAGCCAGUCUUGCGGGUCUCCCCGCAAUCAGCAUCCCCAUGGACAUCCCAGUCGAUGCUACUAAAGAAGAGGAAAGGCUGCUAAAUUUUGGUGGCCUCCAACUGAUUGGGCAGUAUUGGGAUGAUGCGCGACUGCUGUCCGUAGCCGACGUAUUAUCACCUCAUGUCCUACAACAAAAGCUCUUUUAG